Molecule: messenger RNA, 825 nt
Organism: Sporothrix brasiliensis 5110
Lineage: Eukaryota; Fungi; Ascomycota; Sordariomycetes; Ophiostomatales; Ophiostomataceae
Product: ubiquinone biosynthesis monooxygenase Coq7
Exons: 2
Coding region: 1-825 (274 amino acids)
Biological process (GO): ubiquinone biosynthetic process
Cellular component (GO): mitochondrial inner membrane
Molecular function (GO): 3-demethoxyubiquinol 3-hydroxylase activity
Source: RefSeq, a predicted model, not a curated record
AUGCUGCCAAUAACAUCAAGAGCACUGUUACGGGCGGCCCGCCGGACAGGCGUGUCAGCGUCACCUCUUUUGUCUUCGCCUUCUUCGGCCUCAAGAUCGUGCCCGCAAUGCGGUCUGUCAUCGGUCCCGGCUCGCCGUCUGGCGGCUGUUGUCAAUGACCCGGACUCUGUGUCUGGCUCUGCAUCUGCUUCCACACCACCGCCGCCGCCACCGCACUCUUCCAGCUCGAGUGAUGCGAAGCCGAAGCGCAAGCCGCUGACCCAAGAGCAGAAAGACUUCCUUUCCUCUGCACUCCGUGUGAACCAGACGGGCGAGCUGGCGGCCACACUCAUCUACGCCGCCCAGACGCCGGUGAUUGUGCGCCGGCACCCGCAUCUGCGGCCGCUGAUGAAGCACAUGCAUGACCAGGAGGUCGGCCACCUCAAGACGUUCAACAAGCUGAUUGCCAAGCAUCGCGUGCGGCCCACGGCGCUGUAUCCGGUCUGGUCGGCCCUGGCCACGGGCCUUGGCUGGUCGACGGCAAUGUUGGGCCGCGAGGCGGCUAUGGCGUGCACCGAGGCCGUGGAGACGGAGAUUGGCACACACUACAACGGCCAGAUCCGCGAGCUGCUGGAGAUGACGGACGCAUGGAAGGCAGAGGGCUACGAGGUGGGGCCGGAGCUGGAGGAGCUGACGUCGACGCUGCGCCGGAUCCGUGACGAGGAGUUGGAGCACUUGGACCAUGCCGUCGACAACGAUGCGCAAAAGGCCGAGCCGCACUGGCUGCUGACGGGCGUCAUCCGUCUGGGCUGUCGCAGCGCUAUCUGGGUCAGCGAGCGUGUGUAA